Theobroma cacao (cacao) is the source of this 1184-nucleotide messenger RNA. RefSeq names its product putative fructokinase-5. Gene Ontology annotation, cellular component: cytosol. Lineage: Eukaryota; Viridiplantae; Streptophyta; Magnoliopsida; Malvales; Malvaceae. The record is from RefSeq and is a predicted model, not a curated record. Gene Ontology annotation, biological process: fructose metabolic process. Gene Ontology annotation, molecular function: fructokinase activity.
AGUUACACAAGUACUGAGAGAUAUCACCAAACGUUGAAGGAAAACAUGGCUAACUCAUUUGCAAGUUUAAACCCACAGCUCAUCGUAUCUUUCGGGGAGAUGCUCAUUGACUUUGUUCCAGACGUUGCUGGUGCUUCUCUGGCUGAGUCCUCUGCUUUCCUCAAAGCACCUGGCGGUGCACCCGCUAACGUUGCUUGCGCCAUCAAAAAGCUUGGCGGCAACUCCGCCUUCAUCGGCAAGUUUGGGGAUGACGAAUUUGGGCACAUGCUGGUUGAUGUCUUGAAGAAACAUGGGGUGAACACUGAUGGCAUCUGCUUCGAUCCCCAUGCCAGAACUGCACUGGCAUUUGUGACACUGAAGAGAAAUGGGGAGAGGGAGUUCACUUUUUAUAGAAACCCUAGUGCUGACAUGUUGUUGAAGGAAUCAGACUUGAAAAUAAGUAUGAUCAAGCAGGCCAAGAUAUUCCAUUAUGGGUCCAUAAGCUUGAUAUCAGAGCCAUGUCGAUCCGCUCACAUGGCAGCCAUGAAAGCUGCCGGGGAAGCUGGGGUUUUUCUUUCUUAUGACCCAAAUGUGAGGCUUCCUCUUUGGCCUUCUCCUCAGGCUGCUAGGGAUGGGAUCUUGAGCAUAUGGAACUAUGCUGAUUUCAUCAAGGUGAGUGAUGAUGAGGUAGCUUUUCUCACUCAAGGGGAUCCUGGAAGGGAAGAUGUUGUGUUGUCUCUAUGGCAUCAGAAUCUCAAGUUGCUUAUUGUCACUGAUGGAGAGAAAGGCUGUAGAUACUUCACUAAGCAUUUCAAAGGAAAGGUCGAUGGGUUUUCAGUGAAAACAGUGGAUACAACUGGAGCUGGUGAUGCGUUUGUUGGAUCCAUUCUGGUCUCACUGGCCAUGGAUACUAAGUUUUUCCAUGAUGAGGGGAGACUGAGGGAAGCUUUGUUGUUUGCAAAUGCUUGUGGAGCAAUUUGUGUAACUAAAAAGGGAGCAAUUCCAGCCCUUCCAACAAGAUCAGACGCUCUUGGGCUGAUUAAGUCCAAGGCCAUGCCCCUUCUCACAAAAACUUGCAUGCUCUUUUCUUCCCUUGCUGCUUUAGUUUCAAUUUUAGUAUUCCUUCUAUACAAACCUAAAUAAGUUGUUGUUAGAGGUAUUUUAUUAGAACAUCAAAUUAAUUGCCCUAUGUUUAAUGUGUUAUU